GUCACUAGGGUAACGUCAGUUGUUACACAAAACGUCUCCGUCCGGGAAACGGCGGAGUUUUGGCAGGAGUUCCGCUGCAUCACUUGGCGACCGUGUACGCCAGAGCUUAAACAACGGACUCGGGCAGGAGGCGAUGGCAGGUCUGUUUCGAUGGCAAUGAGAGGUUUCAGAGUCGGAUAAGUUGUGACAGACUGAAAGAUAUUGAGGAUGACACAAAGUGACAGCGUGCCUUGUGAUGCAGUGGGUAGAAGAAUCGCCUGCCGGGAUGAAUACGGUACUGUUCGCUUCGUGGGAAAAGUGGCAUCAACAUCAGGAAUUUGGCUCGGUGUGGAAUGGGACAAUCCUGAACGUGGAAAGCACAAUGGGACUCAUGAAGGAGUGCAGUAUUUCCAGUGCAGUCACCCCACAGGCGGCUCGUUCAUUCGUCCUCAAAAGGCAAACUUCGGAGUUGAUUUCCUCUCAGCUGUGAAGGACCGCUAUGGGCCAGAGGGCAACCAGGGAAUACAGGACUGCCAGGGAAAUCCUGUCCACUGGUGCAAGAAACCCAUUGAACUGCUGGGAAACCCAGGUGCAGAAAUUAAACAAAGGUGGUUCGAAACAUCGUUGAUUGUUUCAGUCGUAGACUGUAAAGUCAGCCAAGUCGUUGAUGAAGACGAAAUCUCCAGCAUCUGUCCCAAUGUGAUAGAGCUGAAUUUGGCCAAGAACCUGUUUGUGUCCUGGGAUCAAGUAGCACAAAUUACUCGGCACUUAAGAAAACUGGAACAUCUAGACCUCAGUCAAAACAAGUUGAUGCUCAUUUCUAAUCCAGUCUCACUCUCUGAUGCCUUUGCCAACCUGAAGAGCUUAGCCAUCCAGUACAACGGACUGACAUGGGCCCAGGUUCUAGAAUGUGCCCCAAUGUGGCCAGUGCUUGAAAGAGCCCAUUUGUCAUCUAACACCAUCUCUGUAUUGGAAAGGCCAGUUGGAGUUCUGCAGAACCUGACGUUACUGGACCUCAGCUCCAAUCCACUGGCUGGUGCGGAUCAGAAUCCACUGGCUGGUGCGGAUCAGCUGGUGCACAUUGCAUACUUGCCAAGAUUGGAGCAGCUCAUAUUGUCAAAUACUGGGUUAACCUCAUUGUAUUUUGAUGAUGUUCAACCAGAUGGUAAAACAGCAAUGUUUCCCAAAUUGAAAUCUCUGGCUAUCGACAAGAAUCGAAUAGCAGAGUUUUCAACGGUGAAUGAGUUGAACAAGUUACAGAGCUUGGAACAACUGAAAUUCAGUGACUACGCAAUGGUGGAACUUGAAAAGAACUCAAAAACAGUGCGGCAGCUUAUCAUCGCAAAGUUAGAAGGCCUGAAAGUGUUAAAUAGAACAGAAAUUUCAGCUGAUGAGAGGAAGGGAGCAGAACUAGACUAUCGCAAGAAGUAUGGGAUGGACUGGCUAAAAGCUGGAGGGAACCAGAAUCCAGAAAAAAACAGGCCUAAUAAGGAAUUCUGUGCCGAACAUCCUAGAUAUCAAGUGCUCAUAGAGAAGUAUGGACCUCCAGAGAACGAGGAGAUGGAGCAACAGAAGUUGUUUGCCCUGAAGGAUCAGCUGUUAGCUUUGACUAUCAGAUGUCCAGAUAAACCAGAUCAGAAGUUAUUAGAGAAGAAACUACCAGAUUCCAUGACCAUUCAGAAAGUAAAGGGGCUGCUUCAUCGAUUGUUCAAAGUUCCAAGUGCUGAAAUAAAAUUAACGUACAUCACUUCAAAGAUGGAUAUGGAGAUCGAUAUAAAUAAUGAUCUGCAGCCCCUUUCCUAUUAUUCAAUCGAGAGUGGAGACUGUAUAUUAGUUCGGUGGUAGGUGUGUAUAUUUCAGGAAAAGGAAGGCCAUUCAGCAUUCAAGGGAAGACGUUUCUCAGAAGAAGCCCAGUUCUCUGUUGCAGAUGCACAUGUUCUCAUAUUCACACACACACACACACACACACGGAGCUUUGGGAGUGGUUCCUGUUACUUACUGGCAAACAGCCCUUUGUGAGCUCACUCUGCACCUGCAGACCAUGGUGCAGCUACUAGAGUUCAAAAUAUAACUUGCAUCCACAACAUUAAUCUCAGCUUUUUAUUUAAUUGUCUUUUGGUUAAAAAUAAGUUCACAAUGAACAGAACUGAAGGUGCAGUUGGUAGCAACUUUAAAAUAAUGUUGUCUGUUUAACCAUGGGGACACCUAAUGCCUCCAGUAUCCUAAUGUUGACUUCAGGUGAUUGAUAUUUGAUGUUUGCAUCCUGUGGUUCUGAACCUAGAAUAAUUUGAUCAGAGUUGAAAGGUUUAUUGUUAAGUGGUUGGGUGUUGGGCCUUAGUUUUACUGCAUUGGACUGAAUUCAUUUGUGUAACAAAUGUUUUAACUUCUGACGAUGAGGGAGUUUGUAUGAUUUUUGUCUGUUAUCCUCUUUUGUCCUUCACAACAUGAAGGGUAAACAUGACAGAUCUGCGUCAUUGCUGACUGCCCAGCAGAUUUACGCUGGAAGUGGCCUUUCUCCUUCCCUACUGCCCCUUUCAUGGUCUGUGACGGAGACAGGGAGUUGGUGGUCUAAAAUGCACUGGCGCUUUUAAAGACAUUCCUGGGGAGACGCAUUCUAAUUCCUAUGUAAACUGUUAAAAAGUUUUAGUUAGGAAGCACUUGCUGACACAGCACUGUGAGUUGAAGACUUUUUUUCAGUGUAGAACAGGCCGUUGAGCCCAUGAUGUUGUGCCAAUGGAUUAACCUACUCCAAGGUCAAUCUAACCCUUCCCUCCCCAUAGCCCUCCUUUUUCUAUUGUCCAUGUGCCUAUCUAAGAGUCUCUUAAAUUUCCUUAAUGUACCUGCCUCUACCAUAACUCCAGGCAAUGUGUUCCACACACCUAUCACUCUGUGUUUAAAAGAAAGCCUAUUUUUGACAACUCCCAACAACUUAAAGUUAUGCCCCUUGCAUUAGCCAUUUGCAAUGCACCUUUCUUACCCUUAUGAAUUAUAGUAAGUCAUGUUUAAUUCUUUUAUCUUUUCCUUCCAAUUCAUGAAAUGGGCUCAUGACACUUUCUCUUUACUUCCUACGUACUUGCUAACAUCUCCAUACUAUCCAGUUUUACCCUUUGAGUGAUUACAAUUAGGUAACUACUGAAGUGAAACUGCAACUGAAGACCACAAUUCAUAGGACCAGAAUUAGACCAUUUGGCCCAUCGAAUCUGCUCUGCCAUUCUGUCAUUCAUCGCUGAUUUACACCUCUGUCCCUAGAAUAUCUCAGCCACAUUAAGUUCAUCAUGGAAGGCUGACCUGCCCAUCUCACACUCUCCACAUGCUGGUAGAUGGUGUCACAGACAGACAUUUCAAUAGUGAUAAAUGAAACAUCAAACCUCAGGCCCUCGCUUCAGUGUCAUCUGCACUGUGAGUAACAGUACCUUUGUCCUGUUAUCAUUUACUCUCAGCCCAGAUUUCUUUUGUGUUCAGGUUUUGCAAGUGUGAUUGGAUCGAAAGCAGAGUAGUGACAAAGUGGUAGAAUAGAAACAUUUUCUGUUUCUCCUCUCUCCACAGGUGCUGUCUUUUCUCUUUUAUUGUUCUCCAGGGCUUAUCCCAAAUUGUGUAGAAUUAUUUUCUUCUGGUAAGGUUUUCUCAGCAGACUUCCCAAAGAGUCUCACACAUCUUUAGAGUGUUGUAGUUUCUAAGAGUUCUGAUUAUGUUUGACAUUGAUAAGUAGUUGUAUGAGAAACUAAUGCAAAACCCAUUCCUCUUUGCUCAAAAUAAAAAAAUUUUGCUGCAAUCAAA
Molecule: messenger RNA, 3756 nt
Organism: Hypanus sabinus (Atlantic stingray)
Lineage: Eukaryota; Metazoa; Chordata; Chondrichthyes; Myliobatiformes; Dasyatidae
Gene: tbce
Product: tubulin folding cofactor E
Biological process (GO): protein folding
Molecular function (GO): alpha-tubulin binding
Source: RefSeq, a predicted model, not a curated record